GAGUCAUGCUUGUCUUCGUCACUGUAGGGUCGACCCGCUUUGACGCGCUGGUCCAGGCUGCGCUGUCAGACCACGUUCUUACUGCUCUCAGUAAGGCUGGAUAUACCACCGCCGUUAUUCAAUGUGGAAACUCGGACUUUGCGCAUGCUCAUUCGAUACAGAAUGGAGGAACCUUGAAUACCCAGCAACAAAAUGUCACCGUUGAAAUGUAUAAAUUCAAGCCGUCAUUGGAGUCAGACUAUGAACGAGCAGAUCUGGUUAUCAGUCAUGCAGGCUCGGGAACGAUUCUCGACGUCCUUCGGCUGGGCAAGCCUCUCAUUGUCGUUCCCAAUCCAACUCUACUAGAUAAUCACCAAGAGGAGCUGGCGACAGCCUUGGAAGAGCUGGGCCAUCUGAGAUCUUCAACAGUGUCGGAUCUUGCCCACACUAUCGAAACAUUCGACAGAUCAGCAAUCGUCGAAUUUCCACCUCACGACCCAAGCAGAUUUCGCCGCCUGCUGGACGAAGAGAUGGGGUUCUGAGCUCAGCUUUGUACUCGAUACAAACAAUGACC
Molecule: messenger RNA, 553 nt
Organism: Desarmillaria tabescens
Lineage: Eukaryota; Fungi; Basidiomycota; Agaricomycetes; Agaricales; Physalacriaceae
Product: glycosyl transferase
Exons: 3
Coding region: 6-521 (171 amino acids)
Biological process (GO): dolichol-linked oligosaccharide biosynthetic process
Molecular function (GO): hexosyltransferase activity
Source: RefSeq, a predicted model, not a curated record